This is a messenger RNA of Sesamum indicum (sesame), 2934 nucleotides long. Its product is annotated as elongation factor 2. Gene Ontology annotation, biological process: translational elongation. Gene Ontology annotation, molecular function: GTP binding; translation elongation factor activity; GTPase activity. The record is from RefSeq and is a predicted model, not a curated record. Lineage: Eukaryota; Viridiplantae; Streptophyta; Magnoliopsida; Lamiales; Pedaliaceae. Gene Ontology annotation, cellular component: cytosol; ribonucleoprotein complex.
CUCCUAUAUUAGGGUUGGGGGACGCUUAACAGACGCCUCUCACUCUAUAUCCCUACUGGUGCGCUUGUCCCGGACGGCCGCCUCUGCAUUUUCUUCUCUCUACUCUGUCGUGGACUCGUAAUUUCUCGAGGAAAACUUCCUGUGCUAGGGAAAUAUUUAGAGACUAGUAAAGAUGGUGAAGUUCACAGCAGAUGAGCUACGCAAGAUUAUGGACUACAAGCAUAAUAUCCGUAAUAUGUCUGUUAUUGCCCAUGUUGAUCAUGGGAAGUCCACUCUUACAGAUAGUCUUGUUGCCGCUGCUGGAAUUAUUGCCCAAGAAGUUGCUGGUGAUGUUAGAAUGACUGAUACCCGAGCUGAUGAAGCUGAACGUGGUAUCACUAUUAAGUCCACAGGUAUCUCAUUGUACUAUGAAAUGAGUGAUGAUGCUCUGAAGAACUACAAGGGAGAGCGACAGGGCAACGAGUACCUCAUCAAUCUUAUUGAUUCUCCUGGGCAUGUUGAUUUCUCUUCUGAAGUCACGGCUGCUCUUCGUAUUACUGAUGGUGCUCUUGUUGUGGUGGACUGUGUCGAGGGCGUGUGUGUCCAAACCGAAACUGUCCUCAGACAGGCUCUCGGAGAAAGAAUUCGGCCAGUCCUGACAGUUAACAAGAUGGAUAGAUGCUUCCUCGAGCUCCAAGUGGAUGGGGAGGAGGCUUACCAAACAUUCCAGAGGGUCAUUGAGAAUGCAAAUGUCAUUAUGGCCACAUAUGAGGACCCCUUACUUGGGGAUGUUCAGGUAUACCCAGAGAAAGGUACAGUUGCUUUCUCUGCUGGUUUGCAUGGCUGGGCUUUUACUCUGACAAACUUUGCAAAGAUGUAUGCCUCCAAGUUUGGUGUUGAUGAGGCCAAGAUGAUGGAAAGGCUCUGGGGAGAGAAUUUCUUUGAUCCUGCCACUAAGAAGUGGACUAGCAAGAAUACUGGCUCUCCUACGUGCAAACGUGGUUUUGUUCAGUUCUGUUACGAACCUAUCAAGCAGAUCAUCAACACAUGUAUGAAUGAUCAGAAGGACAAGUUAUGGCCGAUGUUACAGAAGCUUGGGGUCACAAUGAAGUCUGAGGAGAAAGACUUGAUGGGAAAAGCAUUGAUGAAGCGUGUCAUGCAAACCUGGCUUCCUGCUAGUAGUGCUCUCUUGGAAAUGAUGAUAUUCCAUCUUCCUUCACCGGCUACUGCUCAAAAGUACCGUGUGGAGAACUUGUAUGAGGGGCCCCUUGAUGAUGCUUAUGCUAAUGCUAUCAGGAACUGUGAUCCUGAAGGACCACUUAUGCUGUAUGUGUCUAAGAUGAUUCCUGCCUCUGAUAAGGGUAGGUUCUUUGCUUUUGGUCGUGUAUUUUCUGGAAAGGUUUCAACUGGUUUGAAGGUCAGAAUCAUGGGUCCUAACUAUGUCCCGGGAGAAAAAAAGGACUUAUAUGUCAAGAGCGUCCAAAGAACUGUUAUUUGGAUGGGCAAGAAGCAGGAAACUGUUGAAGAUGUACCUUGUGGGAACACAGUUGCGAUGGUUGGGCUCGAUCAAUUUAUCACCAAAAAUGCAACCCUGACCAAUGAGAAGGAAGUGGAUGCUCAUCCAAUUAGAGCAAUGAAGUUCUCAGUCUCACCUGUAGUUCGAGUUGCGGUGCAGUGCAAGGUUGCAUCUGACCUGCCAAAGCUUGUUGAAGGUUUGAAGCGUUUGGCCAAGUCUGAUCCUAUGGUUGUCUGUACUAUUGAGGAAUCUGGGGAGCAUAUUGUUGCUGGUGCUGGAGAACUGCACCUUGAGAUCUGCUUGAAGGACUUGCAGGAAGAUUUUAUGGGGGGUGCUGAAAUUAUAAAAUCUGAUCCAGUGGUGUCUUUCCGUGAGACAGUUCUUGAGAGGUCAUGUCGUACGGUUAUGAGCAAAUCACCUAACAAGCACAAUCGUUUGUACAUGGAAGCCAGACCCAUGGAAGAGGGACUUGCUGAGGCCAUCGAUGAUGGGCGCAUUGGCCCAAGGGAUGAUCCCAAGGUUCGUUCAAAGAUCUUAUCUGAGGAGUUUGGUUGGGACAAGGAGCUUGCUAAGAAAAUUUGGUGCUUUGGUCCAGAAACCACCGGUCCAAACAUGGUGGUUGAUAUGUGUAAGGGAGUGCAAUACUUGAAUGAAAUCAAGGAUUCUGUUGUUGCUGGUUUCCAGUGGGCUUCAAAGGAAGGACCAUUGGCCGAAGAAAACAUGAGAGGCAUUUGCUUUGAGGUCUGUGAUGUUGUUCUUCAUGCUGAUGCCAUUCACAGAGGCGGUGGUCAAGUUAUUCCAACUGCUAGGAGGGUCGUCUAUGCCUCCCAGCUUACUGCAAAGCCACGUCUCUUGGAACCUGUUUACCUGGUGGAAAUCCAAGCCCCAGAGCAAGCUCUUGGUGGAAUUUACAGUGUGCUGAACCAGAAACGAGGACAUGUGUUUGAAGAAAUGCAGAGGCCUGGUACACCUCUUUACAACAUCAAGGCAUACCUUCCUGUUAUCGAAUCAUUUGGUUUCUCGAGUACCUUGAGAGCUGCAACAUCUGGUCAAGCGUUCCCUCAGUGCGUGUUUGAUCACUGGGAUAUGAUGUCCUCCGAUCCACUAGAAUCAGGAUCUCAGGCUGCUACUCUAGUAGCUGAGAUUCGAAAGAGGAAAGGUUUGAAGGAGCAGAUCACACCACUCUCUGAAUAUGAGGAUAAGCUGUGAGUUUGUUUUUGUUAGAUAAAAAGGGUUGCUUCACCCACUACACUUGUGCGCUAUCUGACUGUUUCUUCAUCUUUAAUUUGAUCUGUAUUUCAAUUUUGAAUGUACUAUGAAUUUUGCUGUUGAGUCGCAUUAAACUGUUGCAAGAGCAAGGAAAUAUUCCGUUUUUAGUUUCCUUUCUUUUUGCACUGGCCUUUUCAAAUUUCAUAAGCUAUCGUGUUAUUUUGCGUAAA